UUCCGAACCUGCACCAACAGCGACGAUGCCAAAGAAGAAAACGAAAACGGACGCGAGGCGGCGCAAUGUUCGCCGAAAGCCCGCCUCACACGUCUUGACCGAAUCCAUCAAACGCCUGGCACCGGAGUCGGCCCACUUUACACAACUGUGCGACUUUGAGCGCAAAAUUGAUGCAUUAGUGGAACGCAAGCGCGCCGAGGUCGUGGUCGCACAACCCGCAACUGCCACGCGAAGAACCGUACGGUUGUUCAUCUCGCAUGUGGCAACACCACACCCAACAGAAACACACCCAGAUGCUAUGAAAUGGAGUUUGCGCAUCGAAGGGCGGCUCUUGGAGGAAUGCAAUCGACGAGACCGCGACCGCAAGCGCCUUGCCACCUUUGUCAACAAGAUUGUCAUUGAGUUUGAUCCAUCCACCUUUCCCGACAAGGACAACGUCAUCGAGUGGGAGCGAAGCCCUGCGAGUGUUGACUGCGAUGGCUUUGAGAUUACGCGAAUCAGCCCGCUGCCUGUGCAGGCGACGGUGCUGCUGUUCUUCGACCACCACCCUGCGCGCUUCAAGCUCAAUGCAGCGUUUGCCCGCGUCCUCCACCUCCGGUCCGCGCCAGAACUCGACGUCAACAAGCACCUCUGGACAUACAUCCGCGAGCAUAACCUGCAGGAUGAGAGGGACCGCCACGUGAUCCGAUGCGACCAACCUCUGCAGAGCGCGUUUGGCGUUGGGACGUUCAAGGUGUCUGAGAUGGCGUCGCUGGUGCGCACGUGUCUGCUGCCGAUGGACCCGCUGCGCUUUGCGCACACCAUCCAGCUCGAGCAAAACCCCAACAACCACGGCGAGGACGUCUACGAUGUCGAGGCAGACGUGGACACGAGCGCCAGCAGCUCCAGCACAACGCUCCUCUCGCCGGAAGCACAAGCGCAACUAGAAGAACUCGACACAACGAUCAACACAUAUCUGGCCGCCAUCAGCGAGGCCAAGGACAAACGGGAAUUCAUGCUGUCGUUUGCAGAUGACCCUCAGCGGUUCAUCCUGUCGUGGGUCAUGUCCCAGCUGCAGGACGAGAAGGAGGCGAGCACGAUUGCGACGAUUCGGCAGGCGACGCGGGCCAGCGAAACCUUCCACCAGCCAUGGGUGCCGGAUGCUGUGCUGCAGUAUCUGAGUGGAGAGCUGGAGAAGAGGCGACAGGCAACAAUGCAGGCGCCGCCCUCAGCCCCGAAACUCCCACAGCAGCAGCCGCAACAGCAACAACAGCAGCAACACCAGCAGCAGCAGCAGCCACACCACCACACGGGUUCCCUUCACCAGGGAACACGCAGCAGUACGCAGCGGUCAUAGCUGUGUAUCGCGGUCAUCCAUUGUCCUGGUGUCGUGCUACGCCGGCAUCCUCCUCCCCCUUCCCUUCAUAGUUAUGUUACAUUACCAUGGUGGCGUUGUCUGAACAGGAACGCUGUUCACCUCCUUCCAACUUCCAUCCCUUUUUUGCGUGUGU
Molecule: messenger RNA, 1490 nt
Organism: Salpingoeca rosetta
Lineage: Eukaryota; Choanoflagellata; Craspedida; Salpingoecidae
Exons: 15
Coding region: 26-1336 (436 amino acids)
Biological process (GO): regulation of transcription by RNA polymerase II
Cellular component (GO): nucleus; SWI/SNF complex
Source: RefSeq, a predicted model, not a curated record